Adineta ricciae is the source of this 207-nucleotide messenger RNA. NCBI's taxonomy places the organism in Eukaryota, Metazoa, Rotifera, Eurotatoria, Adinetida, Adinetidae. The record is from the annotation of a GenBank genome assembly.
AUGGAUCCCGCCAGACCCGUGGUAUUUUCCCACAUCGUCGCACUGGAAUCUAUCUGUACCAGAACCGUUCAAAGACUUGGCAAUCCAGUCGUCGUAAAAAUCGGGACCGAUCAGUAUCCCACCAGGAAAUACUCAGAACCACGCGGAGAUUCUGUGUACACCAUCAAAUUCUAUCUACCGAUCUGGUUUCAUAACCCAAAACAAUGA